Molecule: messenger RNA, 1221 nt
Organism: Micromonas commoda
Lineage: Eukaryota; Viridiplantae; Chlorophyta; Mamiellophyceae; Mamiellales; Mamiellaceae
Exons: 1
Coding region: 1-1221 (406 amino acids)
Source: RefSeq, a predicted model, not a curated record
AUGGCCGAGGCGCGCGCCGUCGUCCGCGCCGGGGGCGGCGGCGAGGGCCAGAAGGCCGCGGUCAAAGGCCAACUCGAUGGGGCUGCCCACGGCCGCGAGGUGAUGGCCAAGGCGCACGCCGUCGUCCGCGCCGGGGGCGGCGACGAGGGCCAGAAGGCCACGGUCAAAGGCCAACUCGAUGGGUCUGCCCUCGGUGGAGACACCUUGGCCGCCGCUUCCGCCGACCGCAGGGCGGGCAUCGCCAAGCCCGGCCAGCAGGACAUGUUAGACAAGAACCUGGCGUGGCGUACGAUGGGGAGUGCGGAGGAGAGGGAGGAGGCCAAAAAGAAAAAUAGAAGAGAGCGACAAAGUCGCUACCGGACGAAGAAGAAGGAUAUGGCCGCGGCAACGGCCGCCGCCCUGCGCUUGAGGCCGCCGAGCACACCGGUGGCGGAUGAGGCGGCGGCGGCACUCGAGGUGCCGGUGGCGGAUGAGGAGGCGGCGGUAAUCGAGGCGGCGGCGGCGCUGGAGGCGGCGCUGGAGGCGCCGGUGGCGCUGGAGGCGCCGGUGGCGGAGGAGGCGGCGGUGGCCCUCAAAGCGCCGGUGGCGGAAGAGGCGGCGGCGGCACUCGAGACGGCGGCGGCGCUGGAGGCGCCGGUGGCGGAUGAGGCCGCUGCGGCGCUCGAGGCCGCUGCGUCGGAUGAGGCGGCGGCGGCGGCACUCGAGGCGGUGGCGGCGCUGGAGGCGGCGCUGGAGGCGCCGGUGGCGCUGGAGGCGCCGGUGGCGGAGGAGGCGGCGGUGGCCCUCAAAGCGCCGGUGGCGGAAGAGGCGGCGGCGGCACUCGAGACGGCGGCGGCGCUGGAGGCGCCGGUGGCGGAUGAGGCCGCUGCGGCGCUCGAGGCCGCUGCGGCGGAUGAGGCGGCGGCGGCGGCACUCGAGGCGGUGGCGGCGCUGGAGGCGGUGGGAACGGACGAGGCGGCGGCGGCACUCGAGGCGGCCGCGGAGCUCUCCGCGCCGCCUCCGCUGAGCGCUCCGGUGCACGACUCGCCGGCGGCGAACGCGGCCGCACCCGCGAUCACCACCAAGUCGAACAUGGACGACAUUCUUCGUCACCUUCGUGCUCGACAGGUGACGGGUUUGUCUAAAUUGAACAAAGCCGACCUGGUGAAGGUUCUGCAUAGGACAAACGCAUGCGACGCGCAGACGCGGUCGAUCACGAGCUUUUUUCCAAAGCGCAGUUAG